AUGACAAAGUAAAGAUAAAACUCACAGUUAAAUAAGCAUUAAAUAAUACUAUAUGGAUUAGCGUUUACAGCAGUUUUAUUAGCGAUUCUUUAUGCCUAAUUUUCAUAUAUAUUUUUAGAGAACAAUAAAUAUAAUUAAUAAACCAACAAAGAUAAUGAAGCUGAAAACGAAGAAAGUAUCCAAAUGAGUUAAAUCAAAUCAGAAGAAUCUGAUAAUUAAUCAAUUAAUAUAGAUUAAGAAAUAUAAAAUUCUUAAGAUGAUGAUUCUGAAGAUCUAGAUUUAGUAUGUUUUGAAAUAUUUGAAUAGAAAAUAUAAAUUAAUUUAAAAAUGCUGCUAAUUGAAGUAAGCAGUGAUAUUGAUAGAAAGCUUUAAGAUGUCUCCAUAAAAAAGUAAGAGAUAAUUAGGUAGUAUGAGAUAUUAUCAAAACAGAAUUUGGAUUACUAACAAAUAAAAUAAAAGUUUUAACAAAUGGAAAACAUUUUUAAUAACUAAAACGAAGAAAGUACUAUGAAUUCUAAUGUUGAAGAGGCUGAAUAGAAUAGUCAAAAUGAUUAGAAUGAGUUAUUACUAGAUAAAGAAAGAUAAAAAAAAGAUAGUUACUUGAAUAAAUUACCCAAAUAAAUCUUAUAGAAAAUUCUUUGCUUCGUAGAACAUUAUGAUGAGUAUUAACAUAUUCUUUCAUUUGAAGUUUUAAAAUAUUCUGAAUUUAUCGAAAAUGAAUACUAUUUGAUCAAAUGGGAGAAUAAAAAUACGUUUUAUGAUUUGAUAAUACAUUUGCAUAGCCUAUUAUAACUAAAAGAGUAAAUAAAUUGGUAAAUUAUUAAUUAAGAAGCCAUGGAAGCAAAUUCAACUUUGAUUUAUUUUGCUAAACUUCUCUUAAGCGAUUUGUUUAACUUCUAUAAAGAGUAUCCAAAUCUAUUUUAAUAUACAGAUCCUUAUGAAUAAGAGUUAAUUGAUAUUAAAAACUCUUUGCCAAUGAAUUAUGUUAUAAAAAAUCUUGUAGAUUAAUGGGAGGAGAAUUGGUUAUAAAUGGAUAUCUCAUAUUCUUCUCAUUUAUCUGCAAAAAGAGAAGAGAAAAGAUAAGAAAGAUUUGAAUAAAUAAUGCAAAAUAGUUAAUUUUCAAACGAUAGAUUAAAGCAAAAGGCAAAUAAAAACAGUUAAAAAUAAGAAAACCCAAUAAAUAUCGAAGAAUCAUUAAUGAGUUAAGGAAAAUUAAAAAGUGAAUAAGAAUAAACUAAACUUCAACCAGAGGCAAUUAAAAGAGAUUCGAUUUAAUUCAGGUAAGAUGAUAUGAAUUAACAAUUUAAAAAUUUUGAUGAGAAGAAUUAUUAAUAACUAGAUUUGAAUGAAAAAGCAGAACAAAAUUAAAGAUAAGAAAGUAGUGAUAACAAAUAAAAUAGUAGUCUUUAUUAAGAAAUACAAAAUUUAUUCGAUGAAGAAAUUAGUUCUUAAAAUGAUUUCAAUGAUUUGUUAAUUGAUAUUGAAAAAGACAAAACUAAAAAAAGAUUAAAUGUAUAGAAAAGAGUUGACAUUAAAAAAAUAAUUGAAAUAUAUAGUGAAGAAGAUUCUGAUGAAAUUACUACACUAGAAGAAAAAGUACAAGAAUUAUGGAAUAGCAAAGAAUGGAGGCGAAUAUUUUAUGACCUUUAGUACAACAACUACUUCCUCGCAAAAAAGAAGAUUUGA
Tetrahymena thermophila SB210 is the source of this 1686-nucleotide messenger RNA. RefSeq lists its product as hypothetical. The record is from RefSeq and is a predicted model, not a curated record. The transcript has a single exon. Lineage: Eukaryota; Ciliophora; Oligohymenophorea; Hymenostomatida; Tetrahymenidae.